Molecule: messenger RNA, 445 nt
Organism: Camelina sativa (false flax)
Lineage: Eukaryota; Viridiplantae; Streptophyta; Magnoliopsida; Brassicales; Brassicaceae
Source: RefSeq, a predicted model, not a curated record
CCAACAAAAACCAUUAAAAAACAAAAGUACCAAUCAAAAACUCAUUAAAGACAGAUCCUUCUCAGCUAACUUCAUUUUAUCUCUCGCCUCCCUUAUAGACUCAUUCAUCGCAACUUAAAGGACGACACAAGAAUAUUAAUGGGUGGGAUGUGUAUGAUGUCUUCGUGUUGCGGUGGUGGUGGUGGUGACGAUGGUGGUUCCAGUCUAUUAACACAUGUCGUCAUAAUUGUUGUCAUAUGUCUCUCUAUAAUGGCUGUCUGCACCUCCAACGAACGCCGUACAGCCGUUCGUGUCGUCCGGUGCCGUUGACCAACGUUUAACCGGUACAACAAGUCAUCUAUAUAUAUCAGAUCACAUCUCUACAAAAUAUUUCUUCGGAUUCUCUUUAUAUAUAUAUAUGUGUUGGUUAUUGAUUAGUGAUGAAUUACGGUAUUUGGUUUUUGUC